Messenger RNA from Mercenaria mercenaria, 631 nucleotides. RefSeq names its product peptidyl-prolyl cis-trans isomerase NIMA-interacting 4-like. Gene Ontology annotation, biological process: rRNA processing. Bases 51 to 443 code for a protein of 130 amino acids. Gene Ontology annotation, molecular function: peptidyl-prolyl cis-trans isomerase activity; DNA binding. The record is from RefSeq and is a predicted model, not a curated record. The transcript has 3 exons. Lineage: Eukaryota; Metazoa; Mollusca; Bivalvia; Venerida; Veneridae.
AGACGUACCGUUCUCACACUACACCGGCAACUUUCAAUUUUGCGAAUAACAUGCCAAAAAAUAAGGGUGGCGGUGGUGGAGGUGGGAAAGGAGCUAAAGGGAAAGGGGCUGAAGGUGGAGGAGAUUCGCAACAGAAACAGACAAAGGGAGGGACGGCAGUGAAAGUUCGUCACAUUCUUUGUGAGAAACAGUCGAAGGCUUUAGAGGCAGUAGAGAAAUUAAAGAGUGGUAUGAAAUUCAAUGAAGUAGCUGCUCAGUACAGUGAAGACAAAGCUCGGUCAGGGGGAGACCUUGGAUGGAUGACCAGGGGUAGUAUGGUUGGACCAUUUCAAGAUGCAGCAUUUGCACUACAGAACAGUACUGUUAAUAGUCCUGUAUAUACAGACCCUCCUGUGAAAACAAAAUUUGGAUAUCAUGUAAUAAUGGUGGAAGGAAAAAAGUGAACUUGCUCUUGUUUUGUAUGAUUUUGGAUACUGCAGGAUCAUCAGUGCUGAACUGGUAUCAACCGUGCACCAACAGCAGAAUUUGUCUUGAAAAUAGGACAAAAUUUUAAUGAUAAAUCAUUGCAAUUCAUUUUUGUACAAAGAAAAAUAUGAUAUAUAAUACUUUUAAUAUAACAACUUUAUCUCUU